Molecule: messenger RNA, 4545 nt
Organism: Patiria miniata (bat star)
Lineage: Eukaryota; Metazoa; Echinodermata; Asteroidea; Valvatida; Asterinidae
Product: angiotensin-converting enzyme-like
Exons: 12
Coding region: 417-2396 (659 amino acids)
Biological process (GO): proteolysis
Cellular component (GO): plasma membrane
Molecular function (GO): metallopeptidase activity; peptidyl-dipeptidase activity
Source: RefSeq, a predicted model, not a curated record
UGGAACGGGCUGUAUUGACGUGCAGUGCAUGUACAUGUACAUGUAGGCUGCACAACUAAAUGGGCUAUGGAAAAUUGUAUGCAACUUAUAAAGCCCAACCAUUAUUGUUUGCCGUACGAUUAAUGGUACUGUCUGAUAGGCUCUGCCAAACAAACGUUUUGGCAUCGGAUUUUACUGCUUCGAACUGGAACAUACGGGACUAAACAUACGAUGGAUAUAUAAUUUGUUGGAUACUGUCUUUGUUGCCGUCUACAGCUUGUGUAGCAAUCCUGUGGCUGAAGCCUACGCCCUACUGUCCAAGUCACUACAAGGGUGGACUGUGGAGCAGGCUCGGUCGGUCUCUUACCCGUGUCGCGGCGCAGCCGGUGACUGGACGUGAAUUAUAAGCCCUUCUGAUUGCAUCUCCGAUCUAAGCAAUGAUGGGCUUUCACGGACCAAGUCUACUCUUCACCAUCUUGGUACUGGUAUCCGUUGCCUUGCCUCAUGCCGCUGCAAAGUUCCCUCAAAAAGCAACGAUUUUUGAACUGGAGAUUAUCAAGGAGAAAGCACCACAUAUUCUACAUGACCUGUGCUGCCCAGAUCGGGAAGACGUUUACGAAUGCAUCGAGAGAGGUUUUGAUGAUUGCUGUAGCUACUUACUGGGCGAGAAGAUUACCAACGAGGGCAUCGCCACCGCUUGGUUAAAGAAACUCAACUUUCUGUCGAUAGAGACGGCAUGGGCUGGAUCCAAUUUCAACUGGAACUUCCAAACCAACAUGACAGCUUAUAACUCUUGGUUUGCCAAGAACGCCUCGAUGCUUAUCGGUGAUUUCUCCCUAGAGAUGAAGAAUCAAGCUCGUCGGUUCGAUACCUCCAGAUUUCAAAGUUCUUCCAUUAAGCGCAUGUUUAUGCUGCUAUUAAGAGGUGGCUACUUAAACGACAGAGAAAAACGCGAAAAAUUAACCAAGGUUUCCAACGAGAUGGAGAACAUUUACGGCAAAGGCACGGUGUGUCGGGAGAGCGGCGAAUGCUUGGCUUUGGAGCCUGAUUUGGAGGAUCUGAUAGCGACUAAACGAGACUACGAUGAGCUACUCUGGGCUUGGAAGGGAUGGAGGGAUGAGGUGGGCCGAAAGGUCCGUCCAUUAUACCCGCAAUGGGUGGAGUUGAAGAAUGAGGGAGCCAGAACCAACUCCUAUGCCGACGAAAGCGAAGUAUGGCAGGAGAGGUACGAGAUGAGAGACGGGAAAUUUGAAGCGAUGCUCAGCCGAAUCUACACGGCCGUCAAACCCAUGUACGAGCAGCUUCACGCCUACGUCCGCCGUAAACUAGCCGAACAUUACGGCCAGGAUAAAGUGGAUACUGACAACGGCAUGAUACCGGCUCAUCUACUCGGUAACAUGUGGGGCCAGCAGUGGAACAACAUUUACGACCUGGUCACCCCUUACCCCGACGUGCCGGACUUGGAUGUGACCCAGGAGAUGCGUCGUCAAGGCUACACGGUUCAUAAGAUGUUUAAGACGGCCGAGCGGUUCUUCACAUCCCUGGGCAUGGAUCCCAUGCCCGAGUCCUUCUGGGAGGAGUCCAUGAUGGAGCGACCUAAGGACAGGGAAGUGGUCUGCCACGGAUCGGCACACAAUUUCUUCAAGAAUAGAGAUGUCAGAAUCAAGAUGUGCACUGAAAUCACGAUGGAGGAUCUGUACACGGUUCAUCAUGAGAUGGGUCAUUGUGAGUACUACCUGCAGUAUCACGAUCAACCUGUCGUCUUCAGCUCUGGUGCCAAUCCGGGCUUCCAUGAGGCAGUUGGUGACACCAUCGCUCUGUCGGUAGUCACCCAGGACUAUCUCCACGAAAUCGGUCUGCUUGAUGAAGUGUCGAAUAAUGAAGCGGCUGAUAUUAACUACCUCAUGAAAGUCGCCCUGAGUAAGAUAGCUUUCUUGCCGUUCGGACUGAUGAUCGACAAGUGGCGAUGGGGCGUCUUCCGAGGAGACAUCAAACCUGAAGACUACAAUAAAGAAUGGUGGAGACUGAGAGCGGGGUACCAAGGCCUGAAGCCACCUAUCGAACGGACCGAAGAAGACUUUGAUCCCGGUGCAAAAUAUCAUAUACCCUCAGGAACUCCCUAUAUACGGUACUUCGUUAGUUUCGUGAUUCAGUUCCAAUUUCACCGUGCGAUGUGUAAAGAGGCCGGUUUUGAGGGACCGUUGCACUUAUGCAAUACUUACAACUCUGCGGAGGCAGGCCAGAAGCUGCGUGACAUGCUGUCGUUGGGAAUCAGCGUUCCGUGGUGGGAGGCCCUAGAGGUAUUGACGGGCUCUCAAACCAUCGAUCCGUCCGCUAUCGAAGAAUACUUCGCACCUCUCGUCAAAUGGCUGGAAAAACAAAAUGGCGGCAACGUGGGCUGGAACCCCAACCCUUGAAAACACAUCAACAGCCCUGUGCCUGGAGUAAACAAAAUGCCUGCAACAAACACACAUCCUGCAGCAACUUCCGCACAGUAUAGUUGCGUCUGAAUGUCGUGGCUUCGGCCGGGUGUCAUGUGAAAUUUGGACUCCUAUAAAAUCUGGUCUCUUACGAAAUCUGGUCUCUUAUGAAAUCUGGUCUCUUUUACCUCAUACAGACUGUUCUUAUUCCGUCUUAUUGAGGCAUGCACAAUACAACCACGUUCAAUUUGGUUGUAUCGCAUAUUUUGUGGAGUCCACAUUUCACACUACAUCCGGCAGUACUACAUGCAUCUAUGAAAUUUGGACUCUUUAUGAAAUCUGCAGAUCCCUUAUAUCUUAUAAUGGACUCUCAACCUCCGAUCAGUAUUCUCAUUGUUCUGGUGGCUCAGCCGCCAUGCAGAACACAACCACUGAGUCUGUAUUUCAUACACAAAUGCAAAUCAAGAUUUGACGAUGUUAGAGGGGUAACAACGAAAUGGCAAUUUUUUUUUUAACAAGUUUGGACAUGAUCAUGUUUUACAGGAUUAUUUAUUUUUUACUUUUUAUUUAUAUCAGAAUUUCAUUCCCAUCUUUUAUUUUGAUUGCAUAAAAACUGCAGAUACCAUUUCUCCAAUAUACCUGUGGAAUUUAUUUGUCCUGUUUUUUCCCCACAGAAUAGAAAAUCGUCAAACCUUGAUUUUCAUUUGAUCAUUUUUCAAAAUUGCACUGUUUCGUAGUUGUACGUGUAGACUGAAUUGGUGCAGGGAGUCCUAUCUUUAUCGGUAAAAAUGACUUGGGAUUUUUGGGAUAUAGAAGUUUUGUUUAAGAUUUAAAAAAUAAUGUAGGCCUACCCCCGAAGUGUUUCGUAACACUUCGUUCCAUCUUCGGAACUUCCUCAUACUUCUCUUUCUUUUUACAUCCACGACACGAAAAACGAAGUCAUCCUUUAAGACACUGUCACGACUUGUCCUCGUUAUCGGGGUCCAAGGGAAACAUUUACCCCAAACCAAAGAAAGUCUCAUCAAGUAGUAGGAAGGUGUACUGCAAAGAUUUAUGGAUGGUAUGAAUGGUGGUCUGUAUUAUAAAAAAAGAUAUUUAUUUUUUUUUAACUCUUUAAUUGAUAACAAAAGGUACUCAGCAAUUUCAGCUCAAGUUAACUUUAUUAAAUUGUUAGGAGAAAAUUUCAAUGAUUUUUAUAUUUAUUUUGGUUAAAAAUGUAUGUAGGACUAUGAAGAGUAUAACUCUGCUCAUUCGGAAAAUAAGUGUACCUCUUGAGAUUUCCUCCUAUCUGUGAUAACGAUCUUCCUUGAGUUUUGUUGUCAACGUUUUUCCUUGAAAGGGCGGAUUGGAUUAUUAGCAUUUUAUUAAUUAAUAAUACUAACCAUUUUCAGAAUGCUGGAUGUAUGGCUCUAUACGUCCGGGGCUAGAUUGAGUUGGAUUCUAUCGCAUACAAAGAUGUCUCACCAGACGCAUCUUAUUGUAAACCUACGUGAAAUAACACUUUUCUAAAGUGUUGAAAACACAUUAUUUCACCUCGUGUAUUUGUGCAAGUCGAGGUCAUACUCCUUCGUGUUUUUUUUUUUUUUUAAUUAAAAACGAUUUGAAUGAAAAACUCAUUCCCGCGCUGCAGAACUUUUUUUCAGAUCGUACAUCUAAAUUUCUGAUUUUAUUUUUGUAUACUUAUUGGUCUGGUAAACUUAACGGAAAACGCUCAUUUAACUGUUGGUGUAUUAUUACAAUUAUUACCAUAAUUAUUAGUUUUUUAGUUUUUUUCUUUUAAGUAUUAUUCCUUAUACAUUAGUUGGAUGGAAAAACCUUUAAACGUGUCAACGAAUAUAUCUAGAAGUAUUCCAUGAGAUAUUUAAUCUCCCUGUCAGGACACAUGUUUCAUUUGUUGUGUUCUCUGAAUAUUAUAACUUUAAGUUAGAGAACACUAACUGUGCACAAUGGUUAUCAAUAAAUCUGCAAUACACUAAGGUUCUUUAUUCCAUCUUAAAUAUAGUUUCCUGUACCGAUAACAACAUAUUUCUAUAUUCUAUUCGAGUUGUUUAAUCAUAUGUAAAACAAUUCUACCAAUGUACAUCAAAAGAGGGCGCUCCUAUGAAUACUUCUUCGACUUCUGUACAUUAACCUCCUAUACCCCCCC